AUGGACAGCUUCGCGGUCGAUCUUCUUAACGGUCUCGCCGCAUCCGAGGAACAAGGACGCAACUCUGCCCGGAAGUCCAUCCAAGCGCUUGAGGAUGAUCUGCGUCAGGUCGCUCAGGACAUCAAUAACCUUGGUCAUGCACGUACUAUUUUGAUAAACAAUUUCUCUCAAGUUAAAUCGCAAGCCGAAUUUGAUGUCUUUCGGGCAGAAUAUGAAGCUGUGAGGGUAUCCUUACAAGAGCGUAGAGAAACUCGCCAUCUCAUGAUGAUCAAGCUCGAUGCCCAAGGACGGAUUUAUGAGGCGGCAUACGGUGCAUAUUUGAGCAUCGACCAGACUGGAAGUGGAUGA
Molecule: messenger RNA, 348 nt
Organism: Fusarium verticillioides 7600
Lineage: Eukaryota; Fungi; Ascomycota; Sordariomycetes; Hypocreales; Nectriaceae
Exons: 1
Coding region: 1-348 (115 amino acids)
Source: RefSeq, a predicted model, not a curated record